Messenger RNA from Brienomyrus brachyistius, 3994 nucleotides. RefSeq lists its product as uncharacterized. The record is from RefSeq and is a predicted model, not a curated record. NCBI's taxonomy places the organism in Eukaryota, Metazoa, Chordata, Actinopteri, Osteoglossiformes, Mormyridae. Gene Ontology annotation, molecular function: RNA polymerase II cis-regulatory region sequence-specific DNA binding; DNA-binding transcription factor activity, RNA polymerase II-specific. The coding region runs from base 242 to 3040 and encodes 932 amino acids. Gene Ontology annotation, biological process: regulation of transcription by RNA polymerase II. The transcript is spliced from 8 exons.
AGCUUUCCGGAAGUAUAUCCGCUAGGGUGCUCAGGCGGAAUACCAGUACCGUCAACUGGGAAACUAGUUGUUUAACUGUACAUGGCAUUUGUCUUUCUCUAUGUGACAGCCCGAAAAAGGAAUAUUUUAAUGGUAGAUCCUCUACAAUGUGUUAGUGUUUACUGAAGACGUGAUUGUUUGGCAGAUACUGAACUACAGCCUCUCUAACGGUACAAAGCGGGCCAGUAAUUAGGUGAUUAAAAUGACCAGUUGCAGCGUUUUUCGCACUCAGAUGAGCACCAUUAUGGAUGUACUUGCUAAAGCAGCCGUUUCCGAAAUAUGCAAGCUUGUCGAUGAUGGGUACGCGGUGUUACGGUUAGAAAUAUCGCGGAGUAAGGAGGAGAAUCAAACACUGAAAAGAAAAUUAAAGAUAAUGGAACUGAUGAUCGCACAGGGAUGUGUGGCACCAGAAGAGAGUGACUCUGAUAAAGCAGCAUGUAAGGGCGAAUUAACAAGCGGUGAUGCCCAGUUCAUGGCCACAGUGGAACCCUCAUAUGCUAACCUUUGGAGAGACGAUGAUUCAGACUCUAUCGCAGAUCAUGGCGGAAGGUUUGAGUUGCAACUUAUCAAACAGGAGAUACUAGAGGAAGACUUUGGGCAGAGGGACUGUCAGGAAGAACUGAAGAUGUAUGCGAAAAGUGCUGAGGGGCCUGCAGAAGCUGCUGCAGGUUUGUCUGUCUUGGACACAAAGACUACAUCUGCAGAAGAUGUAGAGGAGCUUCCUGGACAGCAGAGAAAUGGAGCCAGUGUUUGGGAAGGCAGCAGCUCCGGUGACAACCUCAAGGCUGAGCUAGAGAAUGGGACCCUGAGCCAGACGCCCCAGCAAACGGGGUCUGAGAAGACCAUGGAAAGAGGGAACGCUCUUGCUUAUGACUACAUCACGUGCGAGAGGCUUGGUCACACGGAAGCUCUGUCUGCUCCGAGAUUCUCCGACCAAGGAACCAAGGAGGUAGCUGCCUUCUACACACCAGAACCAACGUCCAAGUGCCAACCUCUUUCCUCUGGCCUGCAGUCGCUUCCUCCACCGUGGAGCGACACUGGAAACUGUACACCUUCUGCAGAAGUGCUUAAUGUGAAAUUGGGUGAGGCUAGGAUGGACACCGAUUACUUUAAAGUCGAGACGGACCUGAGUUCUACGUGGGAUGAAGAGGGGAGGAUGGCCAACAUGGAGCAUGACCACCAAAAACAACAACAAAUGCACAGCGAGUCCUCAGAUUGUGUUCCCGCGUAUUCCUCAGAGUCUCAGAUGGCGGAGAGCGAGGAUAUAGCAGCUGAGCUGAAAUCCAGAACCCCAGGCCUAAAUGGAUGGGACCCGUAUGAUAACCAGUUGACUGAAACUGUAAAUACCGACAGCAGUGCGGAAGCAAAUAUGGACAGACUCAUUUGUGUAUAUUGUGGAAAGAGCUUCGCCUGUCAGGAUGUCCUUGAAACACACCAGAGAAUACAUACUGGGGAGAAACCAUUCCAGUGCACGCAGUGUGAAAAGAGAUUUGCACAGCUGAGCAAUCUUAUAAUACACAAGAGGGUCCACACUGGAGAGAAACCGUACUGCUGUACGUACUGCGGAAAGCAGUUCGCCCAGUCCCGUUAUCUCGUGACGCACCAGAGGGUACAUACUGGAGAGAAGCCAUUUAAGUGCACGCAGUGCGGAAAGCGCUUCGCUCAGUCCAAUAAUCUUAUACGGCACCAAAGUGUCCACACUGGGAGAAAACCCUUCAGGUGCUCGCAGUGCGGAAAGUGCUUCACGACCUCAAGUCACCGGAAACGACACGAAAGUGUGCACUCGGGGAAAAAAACGAUGUCGCAGGACAUCACGAUGUCGACCAGUGUUGGUUUUCAAACACAGAUAACCUCCAUCAUGGAGGUGUUAACUAAAGCGGCUGUGGCUGAAAUUUGCAAACUUGUGGAUGAAGGCUACGCAGUGCUGCAGCUGGAGAUAUCCAGAAGUCGGCAGGAAAACGAAAUUCUUAAACAAAAACUGUCGAUACAGAUGAUGGCGACGGGGGCUGCCCAGGAGAGACCCGCAAACGAAAACAUUAUUCCCAGCUCCGCUGGAAUUUUUGGGAAACCACUGGGUCCCCGCUGGAGAGACGGCACUGCUCCGGUCCUGGAUAGGGUUUCUGACAUUGAUGAGGAACAGCCCAAUUUGCUGCUCGUAAAAGAAGAGGAUUUGGCAAGCGCCGACUCACUGAGAGAGCUGAACGUCAUUGAAGAGAGUUUCGCGGAGCUUGAGGCUGCGGAAAAGCCCGGCAAAGCAGACGCCGUGAUUGGCACAGCAGAAGACAUGAAGGGACUUGGUGCGUGGGACGACGGGGGGCUUGGCGCCGCCCUCAAGGCGGAGGUGGGAGCGGAGCUUGACGACCACGAACUCCACCGCUGUAGGCCGGGUCUCAGUGCAGAAAGACGGAGCCUUCCGGAAUCUGAGGUUUCCAUGUUUGACAAACCUGCUCUAGAAAUGUGCUAUGCAGAAAAUUCCGGAUUGGAACAGGAGGAUCCGGCUAGCUCAGAAGGCGACUUGGAACUUUUCUCAGCUGACACAGUGCUUCCUCACUUAGGACCUUUCAACAAACCCCUGUGGUUUACGGACCAGAAUGCCGACUUGCGGAAAAAACGCUACGAUUGCGACUACUGUCAGAAGAGUUUCAGCUCUUCGCAAAGUCUUGAGGUGCACCUGAGGGUACACACCGGCGAGAAGCCGUUUAAAUGUGCGCAGUGUGGGAAAAGAUUUGCCCAGUUAUGCAACCUCAUAACACAUAGGAGGGUUCACACCGGGGAGAAACCGUUUCAUUGCGCCGAAUGCGGCAAGCGAUUUGCCGAUCCAGGUUACCUUAAAAGACACCAGAGCGUUCACACUGGCGAGAAACCGUUCAUCUGCCAGGAGUGUGGGAGAAGUUUCUCAUUCUCCAGUAACCUGGCAAGGCACCGCAGUCUUCACGCUAGAAAAGACCCGUUAAACUGUAAACGUGGUGCGAAGAAAUUUAUUUCUACAAGUCACACAUAAGGGAAAGCGCAUAACAGAAAAAAAAUAUUAGCAUGAUGUUAAUGUCACUUAAUAUCGUCCAGUUAAUAUUCAUCAAAGGCUGUGGAUAUAUGUGAACAGUGUAUUUGAGAUUUAACUGUAUUUCCCCAUAUUAUUUGGUAGAUCAGAUUUCUAGUUUCAACCUGGACUUAAGCUAACAUACCAAAUAAGUGCAUAUGUUAUAUGUGUAAUUUUAUAGUAUUAAGAUCCUGUCCAGGGUGUACCCAUAUGCUUUGACCUUUGACCCCUGGAAUUGGCCUGUGACCCUCCCUAAUCUAGAUGAGUACGAAGGUGGGUUGUUGGAUUGGUAAUUUUGCCAAAAAAUACGAUGUAAUAUUCAAUGAUGCUGACCCAAGUCAUUUUCAACCAAGUGCAAUUAUGUCAGGGUGAAAAGCUGCUGCCUUUCCUGUUAUGAACUACAACAUAAUUUCAUGGCUGAUAGUUUGACAUUAAUGGCACUAGUUACUGUGUUAAUACUGACUGUGUUAAUCCAUCUUCCAUAACCACUGUCUAGUAUGGGGUCACACUUAGACUGAAUUCAAGCCCAUGAGGUACAGACUACAAAGCAGGGUAUGCUACCAAAGGUCAUGGGUAAUGUAAAGGUUGGCAACACUCAGUUAUUCUGAAAAAUCUUUAGGUCACGGUACUGAAAUUCUAUGGAUGGAUGCAUCUUUAAUACAGGCUUUAAAUGAUGGGUUUUUGCUUGAUACAUUUUAAUUUGUUUGGCCAGUGGUUUGAAACAUUUUAUCUGUAUUUAACAUAAACCUUUUUUUGCUUUUGAAAUGCACAAAUGUCAUAGCCCUGACCUCUUAGAUUGGUUUGUGUUUCUGGCUGGUAGGCAGUAGCAGAAAUAUUACAUGUAACUAAAUGUAAAUCAUGUCCCUAUGAAAAUAAAUUUUCAAGUAGGAGUGGUGAGAAAAGUGGGGAAUCCAAAUA